UUGAUGCCACAACCAAAUUCUUGAGAAGGCUCAUUCAACUUCACUUUUACACCCACUGAAAUUAAUCUCUACUUUCCAAAUGGCUGAGAAAAGCAAAGUUCUGAUCAUUGGAGGAACUGGAUAUAUUGGAAAAUUUGUAGUAGAAGCAAGUGCAAAAUCUGGACACCCCACCUUUGCUUUGGUUAGAGAGAGCACACUUUCUGACCCUGUUAAGAGUAAAAUUGUUGAGAAUUUCAAGAAUUUGGGUGUCACUAUUCUUCAUGGUGAUUUAUAUGAUCAUGAGAGUUUGGUGAAGGCUAUAAAGCAGGUGGACGUGGUAAUAUCAACAAUGGGGAUGAUGCAAUUGGGUGAUCAAGUUAAGCUCAUUGCUGCUAUCAAAGAAGCUGGAAAUAUUAAGAGAUUCUUCCCUUCGGAGUUUGGUAUGGAUGUUGAUAAGACCAAUGCUGUGGAACCAGCAAAGUCUGCAUUUGCUGUGAAAGUUCAAAUCCGCAGAGCUAUUGAAGCUGAAGGAAUUCCUUAUACUUAUGUCUCAUGCAACUGUUUUGCUGGUUAUUUCUUACCAACUAUGGUCCAGCCUGGUGCCACUGUUCCCCCUAGAGACAAAGUCAUCAUUCCUGGGGAUGGAAAUGUUAAGGCUGUAUUCAAUGAAGAACAUGAUAUUGGCACUUAUACUAUUAAAGCUGUUGAUGAUCCGAGAACGUUAAACAAGACCCUCUACAUUAAGCCUCCCAAAAACACGUUAUCGUUCAAUGAGCUAGUGGCUAUGUGGGAGAAAAUGAUUGGAAAAACUCUGGAGAAAAUCUACAUUCCAGAGGAGCAAAUUCUCAAAGACAUCGAAACAUCUCCAAUGCCAUUGCCUGUUAUACUAGCAAUCAACCACGCAACAUUCGUGAAGGGUGAUCAAACCAAUUUUAAGAUCGAGCCAUCAUUUGGGGUUGAGGCCUCGGAACUUUAUCCAGAUGUCAAGUACACCACUGUGGAGGAUUACCUUGGUCACUUUGUCUAAAGUUUACACGUUUAAUGUCUCCGAUCACUCGAAUAAAUUGUUAUACGAUGGGUGUUGUCAAAACAUUUUGUCUUGAUUUGUGAGUGUAUGUAACCUACGUGACCGGAGACUUGGUGAAUGGUCUGUUUUAAGCUUAUAUCUGUUUUCAAUAUCAUCUAAGUAUAUUAUGAAACUACAAAAAAUGGAAAACAUUGGUGGAUUUUUGCUUUUG
Nicotiana tabacum (common tobacco) is the source of this 1217-nucleotide messenger RNA. The record is from RefSeq and is a predicted model, not a curated record. NCBI's taxonomy places the organism in Eukaryota, Viridiplantae, Streptophyta, Magnoliopsida, Solanales, Solanaceae.